Fragaria vesca subsp. vesca is the source of this 2743-nucleotide messenger RNA. RefSeq lists its product as uncharacterized. Lineage: Eukaryota; Viridiplantae; Streptophyta; Magnoliopsida; Rosales; Rosaceae. The coding region runs from base 226 to 2388 and encodes 720 amino acids. The record is from RefSeq and is a predicted model, not a curated record. The transcript has 2 exons.
GUUCCCCCAUUUCAACUUUUCUUUAAAGCCCCAUUCUCUCUCUCUCUCUCUAGAGAAAAGAGCCAAAGCAGCUUAAUUUAAGCACUUUGAGAUCUGGGUUUUGUCAAAGUUUCAGUCUUCAUUAGCUGUCUUGUAAAAUUUUCUUGAGCUCUGAGGAGGCUCAAAGUCAUAGUCUUUGGGGGGUUCUGGGUUUUUGGUUCUGAGCUUGAAAUCUUGGAACUGAAAAUGGGAAGCAAAUGGAGGAAGGCAAGGAUGGCACUGGGUCUGAAUCUCUGUGUCUAUCUUCCCAAAACACUUGAAGACUCAUCUCCUUCCUCUCUGGACUCAGAAGAGAGAUUGUCUGAUGCUGCUCUGCUUUCACCAGCCAAUUUGGGCUCUUCCAGGCCCGCAACACCAACACAAACACCAUCCUCUCAUGGCUUGAAGCUCUCUAGAAGUGGAAGCAAAUCUUCUUCCAAGACGUGCUCCAUAUGCUUAACCAAAAUGAAACAAGGAGGUGGCCAUGCUCUAUUCACUGCCGAAUGUUCACAUUCUUUUCAUUUCCACUGCAUUGCAUCGAAUGUAAAACAUGGCAACCAAAUCUGCCCAGUUUGUAGGGCAAAAUGGAAGGAAAUCCCUCUACAGGGUCCCACUACGGAUGCUUCACCUGGAAGGGCACCAAUUGGUCCAGUAGGUUGGCCUCAGAAUGAUGCUUUGAUGGCUGUUGUUCGCCGGAUACCUCCUCCCCGAAGAGACUUGAGCCGAAGGCACAUUGUGCCACUGUUUCCGGCUACUGAACCAGGUGUGUUCAAUGAUGAUGAACCCUUGGAUCACCAAGCUGUGGCUGCUGAGAGAAGCUCUUCCAAUAAAAAUUCUGCAGAUGACAAUUUUUUUAGAACGAUAGAAAUAAAAACAUACCCUGAGGUUUCAGCUGUGUCGAAAUCCAAAUCUUUUGACAACUUUACAGUUUUGGUCAAUCUGAAAGCCGCUGGUUCAACUACAACACAAAAUCCUUGCAGAAAUCAAUCCAGCUCGCCGCAAUUUUCUCAGAAUCGUCGUGCUCCAGUAGACCUGGUCACAGUGCUUGACAUCAGUGGUAGCAUGGCAGGAACUAAGCUUGCACUGCUGAAACGGGCAAUGGGGUUUGUGAUACAGAAUCUUGGCUCCAAUGACAGGCUGUCAGUUAUUGCCUUCUCUUCUACAGCCCGUCGCCUCUUUCCACUCCGCCGAAUGACUGACACUGGACGCCAGCAGGCUCUGCAAGCUGUCAACUCUUUGGUUGCAAAUGGUGGGACCAACAUUGCCGAAGGCUUAAGAAAGGGUGGCAAGAUAUUGGAAGAUCGGAGGGGAAAGAAUCCUGUUGCCAGCAUAAUACUGUUGUCUGAUGGUCAGGACACUUAUACUGUCAGCGGGUCUGGGGCAAACCAAGCUCAACCAAAUUAUCAGUUGCUCCUCCCUUUGUCUAUUCAUAGUGGUGACAACACAGGCUUCCAGAUUCCAGUGCAUGCAUUUGGGUUUGGUGCAGAUCACGAUGCAUCAUCGAUGCAUUCAAUUUCAGAGAUAUCUGGAGGGACCUUUUCUUUUAUUGAGACUGAAGCUGUUAUCCAGGAUGCAUUUGCACAGUGCAUUGGGGGUCUUUUGAGUGUUGUGGUUCAAGAGCUGCAGGUGGAAGUAGAGUGUGUGAAUACAAAUGUCUGCCUUGGUUCACUAAAGGCCGGAAGUUACCCAAGUCGUGUGAUGGUUGGUGGACGCAAAGGGUCUAUUGAUGUUGGAGAUUUAUAUGCCGAAGAAGAGAGGGAUUUUCUGGUUUCAGUUAAUGUCCCAGCAGAGUUUUCUAGCAAUCUAACAUCAUUGAUAAAGGUGAGAUGCAUUUACAAGGAUCCCUUAGCUAAAGAAAUGGCAACAUUAGAGAGUGAAGAAGUUGGAAUCGAGAGAUCUGCAGUGGCCGGACAAGUAAGGGUGUCAAUAGAAGUGGACAGGCAACGUAAUAGGCUCCAAGCAGCUGAGGCAAUGGCACAGGCACGAGCUGCAGCUGAGCGGGGAGACUUAGCUGGUGCAGCUUCAACCCUUGAAGAUUGUCGAAGGGUAUUGUCAGAGACUGUGUCAGCAAGAUCUAAUGACCGCCUGUGUGUAGCAUUGGAUGCCGAGCUCAAGGAAAUGCAAGAGAGGAUGGCAAGUAGGCAUGUGUACGAGGCUUCUGGUAGAGCGUACAUUCUUUCAGGACUGAGCUCACACUCAUGGCAAAGAGCAACAGCUAGAGGUGACUCCACCGAUGGUUCAAGCCUUGUUCAGUCCUAUCAAACCCCGUCAAUGGUUGAGAUGCUUACACGAUCUCAGGCUAUGUUGUUGGGCAGUCCAUCAGCCCAGAGGCUUAUCCGACCAUUAUGUUCACAACCGAAGCCGAGGUAAUCAUAUAGGGUUGCUGAAUGCUCAUUCCUUUCUCUUGAUUUUGAAUUUUUAUUUGGGUGGGGGGACAUAAAAGAGAUAAAGAGAGGCUUUUUGGCUGUGAUUUUGCUCCUUCCUUGUAUAUGUAAAUCAAUAAGAAAAAAGAGGACAUGGUGAAAUGGGGUAUAUUGGGGAAAGGAACACUAGGUAGGGUUUAAGAUUAUGUCAUGUUUAUUGUGUUGUGGGGAUGGUGUACAUAAGUUUCUCUCUGAGAGAAAUGGGUACAAAGAUUGUAAUUGCCAGAAUGGUUUGGGUGAGCUUCUCACCUAAAAGUAUAAUGUACCUCCUCUCAAUCCAUUUGACAAAGUUUUGCCAUUUC